Drosophila kikkawai is the source of this 1381-nucleotide messenger RNA. RefSeq lists its product as uncharacterized. Gene Ontology annotation, molecular function: protein binding. The record is from RefSeq and is a predicted model, not a curated record. Lineage: Eukaryota; Metazoa; Arthropoda; Insecta; Diptera; Drosophilidae.
AAGAGCGUGUGUGCGCAGUACGACUUUAACCCCAAAGCGGUGGCGUUGGUUCGAAGUGUCUUCCACGAAAAUAUCAUCAUGCUUCAGCCAGAAAAUACGGACGAUAAAUCGGCUCUAUUAUGCCUACCAGACGAUGCCCUCAUCCAAAUUCUGGGUUAUCUGGACAGGAAAACGCAGUUGAUGUUGACCGAGAUGCACAUCCGGUUCUUGACCAUAAUGCCCAAUAUCUGGCGAUCACGGUAUAGAUCCGUUAACAUAACCCCUACAGACGGUUCCUACAUGAUCGAAAAAGAUUUCCGAUUUUUUAUUGGAAGCCUUCAGAACACUCUUAACUUGCUUUGGAUGCAGAUAGAAAUGAAGGAACAAUUUGAAAUACUGGUGAACUUUGUGUUCCCGAAACUACAUGACUUCUCAUUUAUAACGAAUUUGGGUAAUUUCUGUGACGCGGAUAUGUCAAAAAUGAUUAAGGCCUUUCCAAAUCUGAGAACAUUUAGUCCCCAAGGAUGUUUCACCGGCAAAUACUUUGAGAGAUUUCAUCACCUAGAGCACUUGACACUCACCCAUUGCAGGACCUUCGAGGUCAGCUAUUUGAUUCGGAUAUUGGAGAUCCGCAGGCUUAAGACUUUGAAACUGGGAGUGUUUGAAAGGAAUAAAAUUCAAGAUAUAGAUCUUCCCUUGGAUGGAACAAAGAGCCUUGAGGUGCUGCAAUGCAAUAACUGGGAAAUGAGGAAAUGGUUCCUGGAGAGGCUUAAGCACUUGACACACUUACAGCAAAUAACUUUUUGUGGCCAUGUUGACAGCGACCUCCUGAAGAGUGUUUUGCUAUCUGCUAAUCGCAGCAGGGUCAAAUCUCUGGAGAUUAAUACUCGAAGUAUAUCUCCACACGAAUUUUAUAGCGUUCUCGAUCUCAACAUACAAUUUGAAACGCUUAAAGUGAAAGGCAGUAUAGUUAUUUUAAUUGGAUUUCUACCGUACUUGGAAAAAGUUCGUCAAAUUCAUUUUAUAAACUGUUUCUUCAUAGGAAAUUCAGCUUUUCAAAUCCUCUUGAGAUUAAAGUCACCUGAAAUUUUGACCCUUGAUGAAUGCUAUUUUAGCUUCAAGGACUACACAUUUGUGGUCAAUGAUAUUGCCAAGGGACGCAGCAAAACGUUGCAUCUAUAUUUGGAUUCUGCGACGGGAGCAUCUAGAUUUACGGAAUUACGAACUGAAGUGGUUUGGAAGACGGAGGGCGAGCAUGAGUUAUUCCAGCUUCACAAGAAGAAACUAGAAAUCAGUAAACCCCCCGAGGGAGUGUCGAUCUUUUUUGGCUAAGGCUUUGGCAGUGAAUAAAUAAAUAAUUCUUUUAAAAAAUUUCAAUGGAAAUAAAAUAUAUUUAUACAUA